AUGCUCGUCUUGACAGCCCUUCUAGCAGCUUUGCUCGGCGACCUCGCCGUUGUCGCUCAAGACUCUGACUAUGGCUCGUCACCACCAGUCUAUCCGAGCCCUCAAACACAGGGUAUUGGCUGGGAAGCCGCCUUUGCCCGGGCUGAAGCCUUUGUCGCUAACUUGACCCUGGAAGAGAAAGCCCAGCUCGUGACUGGCACUUCGGGCCCUUGUGUUGGCAAUAUAGGUGCCAUCCCUCGCCUCGGGUUCGACGGUCUCUGUCUCCAGGAUGGCCCUUUGGCAAUUCGACAGGCGACCUACGCCUCUGUCUUCCCAGCAGGGCUCACAGCUGCUGCCUCGUGGGACAAAAGCCUAAUGUAUCUGCGAGGCCUUUAUAUGGGUGCCGAGUUUAAAGGUAAAGGCAGUCACAUCGCUCUUGGUCCUGUCGUGGGCCCUCUCGGUCGUACUGCAUAUGGUGGUCGAAACUGGGAAGGCUUCUCUCCCGACCCGUACUUGACGGGCGUUGCAGUAGGGGAGACCAUCACGGGAAUGCAGCAGGGUGGUGUCCAGGCCUGCCUCAAGCACUACAUCGGCAACGAGCAAGAAACCCAACGCAAUCCGAGCCUGUCUCCUGACAAUGUCACGAUCGAGUCAUUCUCCGCGAACAUUGAUGACCGCACAAUGCACGAGUUGUAUCUGUGGCCCUUUGCCAAUGGCGUGAAGGCGGGCGUCUCCUCAAUCAUGUGCUCCUACAACCGACUCAAUGGAUCUUAUGCCUGCCAGAACUCCAAGAGCCAGAAUGGACUGUUGAAGGAAGAACUGGGGUUCCAGGGCUACAUCAUGUCCGAUUGGGGAGGAACGCGUUCCGGUCUCGCUUCGAUCAAUGCAGGAUUGGAUAUGACCAUGCCUGGUAUGCAUUUUUUUUUCAGUGGAGAUUCAACUGCGUCGUUGUUCGGCGGCAACAUAACGACGGCAGUCAACAACGGCUCUCUCAGCGAAACACGGGUAGACGAUAUGAUACUACGUAUCUUGACACCGUACUUCUUCCUCCAGCAGGACGAAUACCCCCCGAUCGACGGCGAGGAGCCGACAUUGAACUCCAGAUUCCCUCCAUACAAGUAUCAGUUCAAUCUCGGCGCAUCCAACGUUGACGUCCGUGAUGGCCACGGUCAGCUCAUUCGCGACCUAGGGUCUGCUGGUACCGUACUCUUGAAGAACGUCGACAACACACUCCCGCUGAAAGCACCGACUUCAAUAGGCGUCUUCGGCAAUGAUGCUGGAGACGUGGUCGAUGGACUAUAUUCCCUUGGGGGAGCAUUCGGGAAUUCAGAUGGUUACGAAUACGGCACCCUCGCCGUCGCCGGAGGAAGCGGCACAGGUCGAUUGUCGUAUCUGGUGUCACCGCUCGAAGCGAUCAAAACCCGCGCCGCCCAAGACGGCACACUAGUGCAAUACGUGCUGAACAACACUCUCCUCUCGCAGCCUUCGACUCUGGCCGGUGUGCUGCCCGUGCCGCAGGUGUGUCUGGUGUUUCUCAAAACAUGGGCGUCGGAAGGCGCCGACCGCGCCGGGCUCGAAGCAGACUGGAACAGCACGGCAGUCGUCACGUCGGUCGCAUCGUACUGCAACAACACUGUGGUCGUCACGCACUCGGCGGGGAUCAACGUGCUACCGUGGGCGGACCACCCGAACGUGACGGCGAUUCUGGCCGCGCACCUCCCCGGUCAGGAGUCAGGCAAUUCGAUAGUCGACAUCCUGUACGGGGUGGUCAACCCGAGCGGGAAACUUCCCUACACCAUCGCGCACAACGAGAGUGACUACGACUUUGCGCCCCUCCUGAAUUCCACUGCGCUCCUCGAAACAGAGGACCCGAACGCAUGGCAGUGGAACUUCACCGAGGGCCUGCUGAUCGACUACCGCCACUUCGACUACGAGAACCAGUCUGUCGCGUUCGAGUUUGGCUUUGGCCUCUCGUACACGACGUUCAGUAUGUCCGGGAUAGCCGUACAGCAACAGGGCGCCAGUGGAGCAGGAGGCGGAGGCGGUCCCUACAGCAGCAACAACAACACCACCGUCAUCGGUGCAACUCCUCCACCUCCACCGUCCCCAGGUAAGGUUCCGCCAGGAGGAAACCCGGCGCUCUGGGAGACGCUGUACACCGUCACCGUCACCGUCACGAACACGGGCGGCGUGGCCGGCGCCGCGGUGCCGCAGCUGUACGUGUCGCUCCCGCAGGUGCCGGACGCCGAGGGUCAUCCUACCCCCGUCAACGUUCUUCGCGGGUUCGAGAAGGUCCUGCUGCAGCCGGGGGAAUCCCAGACUGUCGAGUUCGAUCUGGCUCGUCGCGACCUGAGUUAUUGGGACACCAACACUCAACAGUGGACCAUUCCGGAGGGAAGUAUUGGGUUGAAUGCCGGGUUCAGUAGUCGUGACUUCAGACAAAGGACUCAGGUGAAUGUGGUUUCAGGUUGGUGA
This is a messenger RNA of Exophiala spinifera, 2454 nucleotides long. RefSeq lists its product as uncharacterized. The coding region runs from base 1 to 2454 and encodes 817 amino acids. Gene Ontology annotation, biological process: glucan catabolic process. The transcript is spliced from 4 exons. Gene Ontology annotation, molecular function: beta-glucosidase activity. NCBI's taxonomy places the organism in Eukaryota, Fungi, Ascomycota, Eurotiomycetes, Chaetothyriales, Herpotrichiellaceae. The record is from RefSeq and is a predicted model, not a curated record.